CUCGGAAGGAGAUGCUCUCUCUCUCUCAUUGACGGUCGAUUUUACACACCCUCCGCAGCUGCAGACCAUCCGCUGUGCAUCCGUGCCAUUUCAUACACACCUUGCAAUUCAGACGAUCGGAGAUCGGAGCAUUUAGAAAAGUGAAUCCGAUGGCACAGUGGACAAUACUUUUGGUGUCUUUAUAUGGAGUUCUGCAUGGACAAGAGAUUCAGCUUCCUUCUAUACAAUAUUGCUGUCAGGAUGGGAUGACUCGGGCCCAGAACAGACAAGCCUGUACAAUCCUCCCGCUCAUCUCCUCCUCUCACAUCUGCAGCGUCGCCCAGGAGCAGUGCUGUGCAGCAGCAGUAGAAGAUCAACUCUGUGACAACGGUAUCGAGAUGGCCAAGGGGCAAGGGGCCUGUGAGAGGCCCUUCUUUAAAGGAGAGCCCUGGGAAACCAAAAUCUCUAAGAUGUGUUGUGACUGCUGUACGCUCGGCCUGAUGAUGGCAAGCCGGGGUUCAAGCUGUGAGCUCCAGGGUUUGUUGCUGGGGAGACAGUGUGCAGACUCAGCUAAAUUCUGCUGUGGCAAAAACACAACAGAGGAAACCAUACCAAGUAUUAAUGGGACAGAAAACCCUUAUGCCAGAGUUACCGUUACCACCAUGCCUCCUGUGAGAUUGAACCCCUGUACAGACUCCCCUUGCUCCCAGUUGUGUGUAGGUAAUGGUCUAUGUGCUUGUCUUGGUGGCUAUCGUUUGCAAAAGGAUGGAGUGACUUGUGAGGAUGUCAACGAGUGUUUGAAUGGCACUCACACCUGCGUCCUCGGCCAAGUUUGCAUUAACACAGAGGGUUCCUUUCGCUGUCAGAGGGAAACCAGCUGUGGCACCGGUUAUGAACUUAGAGAUGACAACAAUUGCAGAGACAUUAACGAGUGCACUUUGGGGACCCAUAACUGUGGAGCAGAAUUUGUGUGCACCAACACAGAGGGCUCAUUCCGCUGCCACCCAAAGGAGACGUGCCCAGGCGGUUUCAUUCAGGACGCCAUCGGCAGCUGUAUAGACAUAAACGAGUGUGUGGCCCACACCAGUCCAUGCCUGCCUGGCCUGACGUGUGUCAACACAGUGGGCUCCUACACCUGUCGCAGAAACACAGUCACCUGUGGACGCGGCUAUCGUCUAACUGAGGAUGGCACACGUUGUGAAGAUGUGGAUGAGUGUCGUUCAGGGAACGUGUGUGUCAACCAUGGUUGUGUCAACCUGGUAGGCCAUUACCGCUGUGAAUGCAGAACUGGCUUCCUCUUCAACAGUAUCACCAAACGGUGUUACGACAUCAAUGAGUGCAGACAUUAUUCCGGGCGACUCUGCGCCCAUAAGUGUGAGAACACAGAGGGCUCCUACAAGUGCAGCUGCACCGUCGGCUUCAAGCUGUCCCAGGACGGCAGAAACUGUGAAGAUGUCAAUGAGUGUGAAGCCAACCCUUGCAGCCAGGAGUGUACAAAUGUCUUUGGCUCAUACCAGUGCUACUGUCGCCGUGGUUACCAGCUAAGUGACAUCGAUGGGAUAACAUGUGAAGAUAUUGAUGAGUGUGCUCUGCCUACUGGAGGUAAUGUGUGUACCUACCGCUGCUCCAACGCCCCGGGAAGUUUUCACUGUACCUGCCCACCCACAGGCUACACACUUGCGGACAAUGGACGCACAUGCCUAGACAUUGAUGAAUGUGCAGCUGGUAUACAUAACUGUUCUGCAUCUGAGACCUGCUUCAACAUCCAGGGAGGAUUUCGCUGUCUGUCCUUUUCGUGUCCUCAAAACUUCCGGGCAGCAGCACAAGGAUCCAAACGAGAUGCUUCAGUCAAUCUGCGUUGUAGUAAGGUCUGCCAAGCUCAUGACAUCAACUGCAAUCGCGCCACCUUGCACCUCAUCACCUACACCUCCGUCUCUCUGCCAACCUUCAGAGACUUCAGUAAACCAGAAGAAAUAAUUUUCCUGCAGACAGUUACGGCGGCUAACCCUGCUCCUCCCCCCGAGGCCACCAGUGUUUUCUUUGACAUCCUGGCUGCAGAUGAACAGUUCUCGUUUGACGUGGAGAAGCGCUCCCAACAGGGCAUGAUUGUGGGUGUGGUUCGGCAGGUGAAACCUAUCAUUGGCCCCAUGGAGUUUGAGUUAAAGGUAGCUAUGAACUAUGUCAUGUCAGGGGACGUUUCCCAUAGCAACGUUGUCGUCAUUCGUGUCUUCAUCUCGGAGUUUUGGUUCUGAGCUGAGCUAAGGAGUGAACAAUCAGCAAUACAACCCAUAACGUGGAAAUGUUUUUAGUAUCUGUAGGUGCCACACUUCUCUUGCUCAACAUUCAAAAACACCCAAGAUGUUAAUGCUGUUGCAUGCAAGAUGAGAUAAUUUAAUUUGCAUAUGUUUUAGAUGUACUGAAAACAUUCAGGUAAUUAGUUUACAAUAGGUCUUUGUGUAUUUUCAACACUAAUAUAUAUUGUAUAUUUCCUCAUUUUAGUCAGUUAGCAUGCCAACUAAUUUGCACUAAAAACAAGCUGGGGAUAAUGGGAUUGUCAUUAGUGGUUAAUCAUAAACCAACGUACUGGAAAAGGUGAAAAGUUGACCUGGUGGUGGCAUUGAAUGGUCAGGAGAUUGCCAAAACUUUUAGGAUACACCAUGUGUCAGUCAUGAAUGUCUGUACCAAAUUGUUGCCAAUCUAUCUGAUAGUAAUAGUAAUAAUAUUUAAGUGGUGAUGGACUGACCAACCAACCAACAUCGUAACACUUUAUAGAGCCACGCCGCUAACAUGGCUAAAAAGUUAUUUUUCACUUAUAAAAAUACUAAUUUUUCACUUGAUACCUCUACCCCAGAUGUGUUGAAAAUACAUUUGAAAAAAAUAAAAAAUAAAAUAAUGUAACAGAUAAACAGGGUGCCCUUAUCUCCUUGAUCUGUCUACCGUGUUUAACUUGAAUUCAGACUUUGUUGUUAUGAGUGCCACUAUAAUAAUAAUAAUAAUGUUCAUUGACCUGUGGAACUAAUACUUGCUCCAUUUCAUCUGUUUUGACGGACCAUACAUGACAUGCUUCAUUUGAUAAUAAAAGCUUAAUCUAC
Etheostoma spectabile (orangethroat darter) is the source of this 3071-nucleotide messenger RNA. Its product is annotated as fibulin-1. Gene Ontology annotation, cellular component: extracellular region. NCBI's taxonomy places the organism in Eukaryota, Metazoa, Chordata, Actinopteri, Perciformes, Percidae. The record is from RefSeq and is a predicted model, not a curated record. Gene Ontology annotation, biological process: extracellular matrix organization. Gene Ontology annotation, molecular function: peptidase activator activity; calcium ion binding. The transcript has 17 exons. Bases 150 to 2231 code for a protein of 693 amino acids.